Messenger RNA from Chaetomium strumarium, 3031 nucleotides. RefSeq lists its product as uncharacterized. The coding region runs from base 322 to 2730 and encodes 802 amino acids. Gene Ontology annotation, biological process: phosphorylation; pyruvate metabolic process. Gene Ontology annotation, molecular function: pyruvate, water dikinase activity; ATP binding. NCBI's taxonomy places the organism in Eukaryota, Fungi, Ascomycota, Sordariomycetes, Sordariales, Chaetomiaceae. The record is from RefSeq and is a predicted model, not a curated record. The transcript has a single exon.
UACUGCUGGGCACGGAGCUGCCAUAACGGGGCCUAUUGCGCGCCAGACCCGAUCUCGAUGGGUUUGGGUUUGCUCGGCGUAAUGCGUCACAGUGACGGUCUGAUUAUACUACAUGCCGUCAUAGCAUUCAGGUCUGACGCAAACAUGACGAAGGCUUCUAUCGCCAAGUUAGACUGGCUGCUUGGAGAACGGACUUUUCGACUGUACGAAAGUCAUUGACUUUGGGACUCACCGAAUGCCCGUCGAUACGUCCAAUCUCACCUGCACUCCAUAACACUAGUUCGCCGACGGCAUAACUCCUUUUUUUCAGUGUAUACAUCCAUGGCGGAAGUCUACAAGAUGAACGCCGUCAACAGUGCCGGUGCUCUGAUCCGUGGUUUCGAACAUCUGACGCGCAGUGAUGUCGCCUUAGUUGGCGGCAAGAAUUCCUCCAUCGGCGAGAUGAUCGGUGCCCUUGGAGCCGAGGGGAUCGCCGUACCACCUGGUUUUUCAACGACUUCAGACGCGUAUUGGCAGUACAUUGACGCGAACGGUAUCCGGGAGAAGAUAGCUACGCUGGUCGCGGAAUGGCAAUCAGGCAAAGCGAGUCUUGUUGAGACCGGCCAUGCGGUGCGACGUCUGUUCCUCCGCGGUACCUGGCCAGAAGAUGCGGCAGCCGCAAUCAGGACCGCCUAUCGGCAGCUUUCGGCAAAAGCAGGAACUGAGAACUUGAGUGUUGCCGUUCGCUCCAGUGCAACAGCCGAGGACCUGCCUGAUGCAAGUUUCGCCGGCCAGCUAGAGUCUUAUCUGAACAUCACGGGCCAAGAUGCACUCCUGGAUGCAUGCCGGCGCUGCUAUGCUUCGCUUUUCACCGACCGAGCCAUCAGCUAUCGUCAAACCAAAGGAUUCGAUCACAUGAAGAUCGCGCUUUCGGUUGGAGUGCAGCGUAUGGUUCGCUCCGAUGCCAGUGGCUCCGGCGUCAUGUUUUCCAUCGACACCGAAAGUGGCUUCGGUAAGGUUGUGCUUAUCAACGCGGCCUGGGGACUCGGAGAGAAUAUCGUACAGGGAACUGUCAACCCCGAUGAAUAUCAAGUCUUCAAACCGCUUCUAGGAGAUGCCAACCUGGCCCCGAUCAUCGAGAAGAAGCGCGGCGAGAAAGCGAUCAAAAUGAUCUACGGCCGUGACGAAACGCGAACCCGCAACGUGCCUACCUCUAAAGCAGAGAGAGCCUCUUUUGUGCUUAGCGAUAACGAAAUCCUCCAGCUAGGGCGUUGGGCAUGUACGGUCGAAAAGCACUACGGGUGCCCGAUGGACAUGGAAUGGGCCAAGGACGGCAUUACGGGCGAACUGUUUAUCGUCCAAGCUCGGCCGGAAACCGUUCACUCUCGCCGUGACUCUGCCAUAUUCAAAACCUACGACGUCGGCAAGAAGGGCCGUGUUCUGGCCACCGGUGUUUCGGUCGGCAAUGCGGCUGUCUCAGGCCGCGUCUGCCUCAUCGAAGCCGCCAAAGAUAUCGACAAGUUUAUCGACGGCUCGGUUUUGGUGACGGGCGCCACUGACCCGGAUUGGGUGCCUAUCAUGAAGCGGGCUGCGGCCAUAGUCACCGACCAUGGCGGGCGUACAUCUCACGCCGCGAUCGUCAGCCGCGAAUUGGGCCUCCCGGCCGUCGUAGGUACCACUCAUGCCACCUACGUGCUGCACACGGGCCAGGAUGUUACCGUCUCCUGCGCCGAGAGCGACAUCGGCUUCGUAUACGAGGGUAUCUCCGACAUUACUACCAAGACAAUGGAUCCGACCGGGCUGCGGGCGGUGCGGACGAACAUCAUGCUCAAUCUUGCUAAUCCUGCGGCGGCCUAUCGCUGGUGGAGACUUCCAGCUGACGGGAUCGGCCUUGCCCGCAUGGAGUUUGUCGUCACGAACGCUAUUCAGGUUCACCCCAUGGCGCUUGUCCACUUUGACCGGCUGAAGGAUGCAAAGGCCAAGGAGGAGAUCGUCCGACUAACGGUCGGAUACGACCACAAGCCAGAUUACUUCGUCGACAAGCUGUCGCACGGUUUCGCAGCCCUUUGCGCCACUGUCCAUCCCAAGCCGGCCAUCAUCCGCAUGAGCGACUUCAAAACGAAUGAAUACGCCGGCCUCAUCGGCGGCGCUGAGUUCGAGCCAAAGGAGGAUAAUCCGAUGCUCGGCUUCCGCGGCGCGUCGCGCUACUACUCGCCGCACUACAAGGAGGGUUUCGCGCUCGAGUGCCGCGCUAUCAAGCAUCUACGCGAAGUGAUGGGCUUCACCAAUGCCAUCGUGAUGAUACCUUUCUGCCGGACUGUCGGCGAGGCGAAGAAGGUGCUGGAAGUUAUGGCUGAGAACGGACUUAGGCGUGGCGACAACGGCCUUAAAGUGUACGUCAUGUGCGAGAUCCCGUCCAAUGUCAUUCUGGCGGCCGAGUUCGCCGAGCACUUUGACGGUUUCUCUAUCGGCUCCAACGAUCUGACGCAGCUGACCCUUGGCGUCGACCGCGACUCUGGUGAGCUGGCCGAUUUGUUCAACGAGCAGGACGAAGCGGUUAAGUGGAUGAUUGCACGGGUCACCUCGGCGGCCCGCAAGGCGGGCCGCAAAAUUGGCAUCUGCGGACAAGCGCCAAGCGACCAUCCGGCCUUCGCGAAGUUCCUGGUCGAGGCCGGUAUCAAUUCUAUUUCUGUCAGCCCCGACAGCUUUCUUGCAGUGAAGCAGCACGUGGCCGAUAGCGAGGGGGCAUAAUUUUCAGUGUAUCUGUCUUAGGCUUGGCCUAGCGUUGCAUAUAAGGUAGUACAGAGUGCUCUCUUGCUUUUCAUUCAAUGCUCCUCAAAUCCACAGUUACAAAGUGCGACAUCAACCUUAGCUUGAGGAGGCGGGGAUCAAGUUACGGCUGUUUAAAUAUGGUGCAUUAGCACGUCCUUGUGCACGAGGUUGGCCAACCACCCUUUGGCAUGAACUGUAAAACUACUGUUGUGCACAGUGAGGACCACGGACAUGAUUGAUUUUAUCUAUUAGCGCGCCAUAAAUGCACACCGUGCAGUUA